CACACCAUAGACCCAGCGGAGCUACCAGGUUGGAGGGUCUGAGGACCAGCAACCCUUCAACACAACACAUCCACAAUCCUCUUGGGUUUCCAAUAAGUUCACUUCCCCAUCCAACAUGGAAGAGCCCAAGGAGUACCACAACCUGACAGAACUCUUCGACCUGUUCAAUUACACCUUCCAGCAUUGUCAUGUGGGGCUGGAUGAGAAUGCUAAGCGGGUCUCCCUCUUUGUCCUCUACCUAAUCAUCUUUGUGGUGGGACUGGUUGAAAACCUCUUGGUCAUCUGGGUCAACUGGCAGACCCGAAGCCACAAGAACCUGGUCAACCUCUACAUCUUCAACAUGGCUGUUGCGGACUUAGGGGUGAUCCUCUCCUUACCAAUCUGGAUGCUGGAAGUCAUGCUUGAUUAUACCUGGGUCUGGGGAAGUUUCCUGUGUCGUUUCACCCACUACUUUUAUUUUGCCAACAUGUACAGCAGCGUCUUCUUUCUCACCUGCCUCAGUGUCGACCGCUAUGUGUCACUGACGACCUCUUCCCUCUUCUGGCACCGACAUCAGCACCUCGUGCGGCGCAUCGCUUGCUGCUGCAUAUGGGCCUUGGCUGCCAUCAUUCCUCUACCAGAGGUGGCACACAUGGAGGUAACUGAACUUCCCGAGCCCUUCUGUUUCUUCAUGGCCCCCUUUGAGACCUACGAUCACUGGACCCAGGCGGUCGCUUUUCUCACUGCCUUCUUUGGCUUCCUCAUCCCCUUCUCCAUCAUGGCUGUCUUCAACAUCCUGACUGCCCAACACAUCAAGCGCUGCAACAAGCCUGAAGGUAGGAAGCACUGCCGCCUCAUCUACGCCUACAUCAUCGUCUUCUUGGUCAGCUGGCUUCCCUUCCACGUGGUUCUGCUUUUGCUCACAUUCGAAGGUACCCACAUCUUCCUCCACUGCUACUUGAUUGACUUCCUCUACUUCUUCUAUGAUAUCAUAGACUGUUUCACCCUCGUCCAUUGCGUGGUCAACCCUAUCUUGUACAACUUCCUGAGCAAGAACUUCCGAGGGAAGCUCAUCUCAGUUGUGGUCAGGUAUAUCCCCAAAGACCAAAUGGAUCAGAAGGGCGGAGACGCCUCCUCCUCUGGCACCCAGCACUCUGUCGUCAUCACAAAAGACAACAUUGCCCCAAACUAAACAGCUCUUGCCAGACUUCCUCUGGUUCAUUGCCACCAUUCCACUACAAGAGCAUAUCCAGAAUUUUCUCUCACCAGGGCAGGUUCUUCAUUAAGAGGCUCUUUUUUCUCCCUGCCACCAGCACUUCUUGGAAUCUAGGGAGACGAGGGCCACACAGCGUGAAAUGUGAGGGAGAUUAUAUGCUGCUGUUUCAAACCUAAUGAGUUUAACAAAUCGAGAGAUAGGUUUUCUAUUAAUCAUCACCCACCUCUCUCCAACCCUCAACCACCCUCCUGAAUAACUGUGCUAACAAAUGGUCUGUUUUCUGCUGCCAUGCAAUAAUGAAGAUUAUAUAUUUCUGUGAAAAUCUUCUCUUAUUUGUGCAAAGUUUGGAAUGGAAAUUGCAUUCUGAAAAGAUAAGGCUGUCCCACCUGUUAAACAGUCCAGGUGUAGGUAGGCAGAAUGACAUACAACUGAAGCAGCCAGGGAGGGUGGAAUGAGCUUCUACUAGGGAUGUUGGAGAAAUCCACAAUGAAGUCAAAUGAGUUCAG
Messenger RNA from Elgaria multicarinata webbii, 1701 nucleotides. It is a transcript of the gene ACKR5, whose product is annotated as G protein-coupled receptor 182. NCBI's taxonomy places the organism in Eukaryota, Metazoa, Chordata, Lepidosauria, Squamata, Anguidae. Gene Ontology annotation, cellular component: membrane. Gene Ontology annotation, biological process: G protein-coupled receptor signaling pathway. Gene Ontology annotation, molecular function: G protein-coupled receptor activity. The record is from RefSeq and is a predicted model, not a curated record. The coding region runs from base 116 to 1171 and encodes 351 amino acids. The transcript has 2 exons.